Selaginella moellendorffii is the source of this 1860-nucleotide messenger RNA. Its product is annotated as pentatricopeptide repeat-containing protein At2g03380, mitochondrial-like. The record is from RefSeq and is a predicted model, not a curated record. Lineage: Eukaryota; Viridiplantae; Streptophyta; Lycopodiopsida; Selaginellales; Selaginellaceae. Bases 17 to 1696 code for a protein of 559 amino acids. Gene Ontology annotation, molecular function: protein binding. The transcript has 2 exons.
UCGCAAGAUACCCUGAAUGCUACACAAGCACCAUGGGGCUCGGUCUCCACCACCCCAUCCAGCGGAGGAGGCAUUUGCGUGGUCGCGGCUUGUGCGGCGCUGCACCGCCUCGCAAUCCCUGGCGGAGGGCAAGCGUCUCCAUAAGCAGAUCGCCGCUGCAGGCAUGGAUCGCGAGACGGUGCUUGGGAAUCUCCUGGUGGACAUGUAUGGGAAGUGUGGCUGCAUCGACUCCGCUCUACAAGUGUUCCAGCGGAUCCACUGCAGGAACGUCUACUCGUGGUCGAUCUUGAUCGCAGCAUAUGCCCGCAAUGGGCAUUACCACCAGUCGAUCCAGCUCUUCCGGAGAAUGCACCACGAUGGAGUGCGCCCAAACGAGUUUACCCUCAGCAUCGUUCUACACGCGUGCUCCAGCGCUGGCAGCAUUGCUGACGGAAGAUUAAUUCACGCCGCAAUGGAUCCUAGCCACGUACUCUUCGAGUACGUAGGAAAUGCGCUUGUCGUUCUUUAUGGAAAAGGUGGCGAUGUUGGAAGCGCCGAAAGAGUGUUCUUGGAAAUGCAGCACAGAGAUCCUGCGUCAUGGACAGCUAUGGUUGCAGCAUAUGCCCAAAACGGGCAUUACAGGAAGGCUGUUGAUGUCGUCCAGAAAAUGCUGCUAGGGCGGGCUUUCCUCGACAGCCGCGCGUUUGUUGUGAUCAUUGAUGCUUGUGCAGUGGCCGAAGACAUCGACCAAGGGAAAGAGAUUCACGAGCUAGCUGCUCUAUCCAAGUUUGAGGAGCUCGUUGCAGUUGCCAACGCACUUAUCAACAUGUAUGGCAAAUGCGGCUGUCUGAACGAAGCAAGAGAGGUUUUCGAUCGAAUGCCCUCCAGGGACGUGGUUACCUGGACCACGAUGAUCGUUAUUUACGUCCAAAACGGUGAGCCAAUGCUGGCUCUGGAUGUCUUCCAGCAAAUGGAGCUCGAGCCAGACCAGGUAACUUAUGUUGCGGUGCUGGAGGCUUGUGGAAGCGUAGGAGCACUUGUUUGGGGGCGAGAAAUCCAUGCCAGACUCACAUCAGCCCUCGACGAAAGCUCGUCCAACAACAGGGUGUUUACAGCUCUUGUGAAAAUGUAUGGACAGCUUGGCUGUGUGGACGAGGCCGAGAUCAUCUUUGGCCGCAUGAAAUGUCUAGACGUAGUUUCCUUGUCCGCCAUGGUAGGAGUUUAUGCUCAAGGCAGUGACAGCAUCCGAGCUUUAAACCUCCUGAGAAGAAUGCUGCAGCAAGGAUUCAAGCCCAACGCGAUCACGUCUAUCAGUGUUUUCUCGGCGUGCAGUCAAUCUGGUUUUCUACACGAAGCGUUGCUCUUCUACAGCUCGAUGGAACACGACUAUGGGAUACAACCCACCGAAAAGCAUGUCGUGUGCAUGGUGGACAUAUUCGCCAAGCUUGGAUGGCUGGAGCAAGCCGAAGCACUGAGCAAGGAGCUGCUGUCUUGGGAGUCUCGUGUGAUUGCCAGCAGCAUCCUACUUGCAGCAUGCCAAGUUCAUGGGGAUGCCGACACGGGCCUGCAAGUUGCAAGGCUCGUUCUCGAGUGGGACUCCGAUAGUGCUGCUCACUAUGUUGGUUUUUCGAACAUGUGUUUUGGAUGUGGCCUAGCUGCGAAACAUGUGAAGAGUGUGCUUUUCGAGGCUGUGAGUGCAUGGGAAGAAGUGGAUUAAGCGGCAAGAGUCGAUUGACCUCUACCCAAGGUGGCGAGCAUUCGCGCACUCCUUUGGUGACUGUUGGCUUUUGGUCUUUUGGCGAUCGAAGAUUGAAGAUCAAUGGACAACUCACUCUGUAUAUAUGAUCUUCAAAUCUUUGCGGUCCACAGGUUCUUUUCGAA